Bipolaris maydis ATCC 48331 is the source of this 687-nucleotide messenger RNA. Lineage: Eukaryota; Fungi; Ascomycota; Dothideomycetes; Pleosporales; Pleosporaceae. The record is from RefSeq and is a predicted model, not a curated record.
AUGGAGUUGAGCGACUUCGAUUUAGCCGUCUCCAAGCUCGACAUCCAAGAAGGCGACACUAUUGAAGACGUCAUGAAUGUCCCGUUUACGACCGUCGUAGAUGUCCCCGCACAGGACUUCGGCACAUUGUAUCCGCAUGACCAGGCAGAGUCAGAUGAGGACGAGCAGAUGAACAAGCAUCGCAGACUGAUCGAGGGGAAAUUGAGGGCGCAGGUAUCAGCGCAAGAACUCGAGUCCAAGAUGGCGGCAACAAAAGAAGCAACCGAGCAGUAUACGACUCAGAAUAGCUAUUUCCCCGAUACAAACGCUAACAAACUCUCCCCUUCAAUAUCACUUUCCGAUCGCACACGCCGAGCCUCCGAACCCACUCUUUCCCCAAGCACCUCAUCAACUACCGACACACCAUCCAGCGCACCGUACACUACCCCCUCAAGCCCAACCCCCAACCCACCUCGGCCAUCCAAGCACCGUCGAAACCCGUACUCACGCAAAACCAACUCUCAGCAAGCCCGCUACGAAGCCCGCUGUGAAGUUGAAGAGGAAGAAGAAGCAGCCCUAGCAGACCUCGAACAAUACCGAACCAUGGAUCUGGCGCCCUUGGACCCCAUUAUGCAGAGUAGCACUGCAGGUGAUUUGAUCACGCACGGUACACCGAUUAAAGUGCAGGAUAUGGAUAUUUUUCGCUGA